Onthophagus taurus is the source of this 6822-nucleotide messenger RNA. The record is from RefSeq and is a predicted model, not a curated record. Lineage: Eukaryota; Metazoa; Arthropoda; Insecta; Coleoptera; Scarabaeidae.
AAACAAAACAUUUUCCAAACAAAUUUUUUGACAACCCCAUAAUGUCUCCGAAAAUGUUGAAGUUUUCAUAAUCUCCCCUCAAAAAAAAAAAAACUUCAAACCCCCAAAAAAAUUGAUGAGUGUUCAAAAUGCAUAGACGCCAAAGCGGCUUGAAGGCGUUCAGAGAUGGAUCGAAUCGUUUGGUAGCCAAUAAACAAACCAACACGCCGAAUAAUUUCGUAUUAUGUUCACUUUGCGAAGAGAAAUUUAACCCGAAAAAUUUACCGAAUGGAUGUUUAGGCGAUCAAGAACGAAGCAUUCGCGAAUACAGCAACGCCCUCGAUUACAUUAACUCCUGUCAUUCGAUCAUAAACCACAUGAUGGCUCAAAACAAAGAGUUCAAAGAAAGUUUCGUGGCGAUGCCGAACGUGCCUAACUUUUUAGAAUUAUUUUCGGUACUUUUAACGCAAGAUUUUGAAUCGAAACGUCACCAAAAAGAAGUUUUUGAACCGCGCAAUACAAGAUCGGGAAUUAUUAAGAAAAACGAUGAUGGUCAUAACAGGCUUGUUUCGGAUAGUGAGACGUCCGACUUUGAAUCGGAAGUUUUUAUUCGCGCGAGUAAAACGAAUUUACAAAAAUUUAAAAGCAAGUUACCACGAACUGAGGAAACCAUUUAUGAAGAAGAAAACCAAGAGAAUGUUGUAACGAAAAGAUCGAAAAGCGUUAAAAAAUCACCGACUUCAUCACCUCAAAGAAGUAUGAGAUAUAGUGAUGCUACUUUACCGAGUACCCAAGAAGUUAGCAAUAAAAGAAGUAAACCAAGAUCUUACUCGGCGAAUGCACCAAGAACGAAAAACGUGAUUGAGAAAAAAAGUGGGCAUGAUUUAAGCGGAAAUUAUUCUGACACUGUUAUUAGUGGAAGUUGUAAACAAAGCGAUUUAACUCAACAAGAUUUAGACAAAUAUGCCAAAGAACUUCUUGGGUCUGAACAAGGAACUCCUAUUCAUUCCCCAAGAUCAACCUCCCCGCAUAAUCGAACCCCAAACAACGAAAAAUCCCCAACAAGAUCUACCAGAAAAUCCCCCAAACCAACAUCUCCAAAUCAAUCAGGUCAUCGUUACACAGAAAUCUUAAAAACGCGCUAUUCCGAUACUCAACACCGCCAAAAUGCAACUUUAGCGGACUCUUCAAAACCACCUUCAUUACAAAAAGUGACACACACCAUGGAAGCAACUCCAUCUCAAAAUUUAGAUCAAAAUGGGCAUCAUAACCAAAAUAUUCGGCGCCAAAAUCAAAUUAAACGUCAAAAACCGUCGGUUAGUCAAUCGAUGACAGAUCAACAAUCUCCGAGUAGAUCCCAACCAAUAGGUGUUAAAAUAUCUUCACAACCCGGUAGUAAUUACGCGUUUUUUGGCAAAGAAAAAAUAAUCAACGAAGAAGUUCCGUAUGAGAUGCAAGAUUUUGCCCAAAUUAAUAAAAAUCGCGCGAAAAUAUCUUGCGAUAAAGACCAAGAUGUAUACGAGGGUCGCAAAGUAAACUUAAGAACAACCCCGUCGAAAUUGGGCGUGCAAAAAGGAAAAUUAAAGGAGCAAUUUAAUAUGAGGAAAUUAUCGCCGUCUGAUAUGAAAAUAAUCGAAUCUCAAGUUAAGUUGUUUGUUGGUCAACAUGUUAAUGAAUCGGAUGGUAUUAAAACCGAUUCGGAUAUUGAAGAAGAUUGCAGUAAAAAGCAAGUUGAAGAUCGGCCGGUAAGAAUUAGCGAUGAAAGGCCGCCGAAAAAUUUUAGGAGGAAACAAUCAGAAUCGGAAGACGAUGAAGUGGUGAAAUUUCCGGAAGAACAUGCUUAUUCAACGACGACGGAUGGUUACCAAAGGAUCCAUCAAAUCGGGAAUAAUCAAAAAAAAAAUGCAAUUUCGGAUGAAUCUUCGGAUAUAAAAAGCGAUGACGAUGUCGUUUAUGAUCAACGGAAUUCGCGGCCGGUUAACGUUCAUCGAAGAACGACAGGUAAUUAUCCGUUUAAUUAUGCGGCGGUUAGACAUUAAUAAAUUUUCAGUGGAAUCGUGUGUGUUUUUAAGAUUGUUAUUCGUAAGUGUCGCAUCUUUUUUAUAUAUUUUUUUAAUGAAAUCAAUAAAUGUGUAUUGACUACAUUUUAAUAUAUUCUGUUUUAUCAAUACCAUCUUUCAGCUGAUGUACCUAUUUCAAAAAAGAUUAGUCGAAAAUAUGCCAAGGAGGCUAAACGCUGUCCAAACAUACUUAGAGCUCCUUGAUGCAACAUGCGAAGCAGCUAAGAACACAAAGGAUUUCCAAAAAUAAAAAGCAUACUAGAAAUGGCUAAAUCAAGUUACACCAGGAAACAAAGCUAAUUGUAGAAAGGAACUGUCAAAAUAUAAAAAAAUUUUUAAGACUACCUUAGACGAUACAUGGGACAAAAAGUGUAAGGAACUAUACUAGUUAGGAACCUAGUACGAUCCUUAAAAAGCAAUAACAAUGAAAAAUUAAACAUACAACUCAUACCUGCAUCAGUUUGGAAAGAACAUUAUGGAAGCGAAUUGACAGAACAAAGACCUCAGUUCAUACAAACCCCAGAAACUCAUAGAGUAGAAGGACCUGCGAACCAGGUAAAAAAUGCACUAAACUCAAUGAAAAACAACAAGGCAAGCGAUCCAGAGGGGUUUCAAAUUGAACUAAUAAAAAAAAAUUCCAUAGGCUUGGAAGAAAACUCUAAUUCAUAAAAGAGGAGAUGGAAAGAACUGUAAUAACUACCGAUGUCUAACAAUCACAAAUUCCUUCUUACGGUCAAAUAGUCAAAAAAUUUGAUACAAGAAGAAUGGGCACCAUGUGAAAUGGAUAAUAUAUUCAGUGUAAACCAAAUCACAGAGAAGAAAGUAGCUACAGGAAGAACACAUCUCUUAUUUGUGCAAUGGAGUCCAAAAAAAGUGAUGUCUGAAAGAAACCAGGCUGGAGGUUUGCAAUCGGAAGUCGAAAAACGCUAUAAACCACCAUUAUAUAUACAUAUAAACAGCUAAUCUGUCAACAUUGUCCUAAUUGCUUGACUUUGUCUCCACUCUAUUUAAUAUCAUUUUUGAUAUCAUUCAACAUAGACAUCAUUGGUCUUCCUCAACAUCGUGUUUGGAUCUUCUUACAUCUCCUCGCGAUAUUUUGGCUUCCCUCAACAUCUUGCCCAUCGUUCUUAAUUAUUAAACAUUGUCCCUGACUUCUCUCAGUAUCAUUCUUGAUAUCUUCUGUAUUGCCUAUGGCAUCAACAUCCAUUGAUCGUUUUCAUGCUGAUCUUUUCCAACAUUGUAGAUUGAUAUUCGUUUUCAUCUAUGUUAAUAAGACUAAAAUAUUGCUUUUGUAUUUGGUAAUAACUAAUAACUAUGAUAAGGAGAAUUUUUAUUGAAAAAACUUAUCUUACCUCUUAAAGGGGUCCUCAUGGCGACGAUACUUCUUGACAUCCAUCGUUAAGAUUGGAAGUUGGAAUUAGUUCUGAUUGGAAUCGUCGAUUUUUGCAGUAUUUAUACGAUUCUCGAUGAAGAAAUGUUGCUUUAUCAAACGUGUACCAGUCACGAACCUUUUUUGGUGUGGUAAUUGCUUUGGAAUUUUUUGGGUAAUGUUAAAGUUUGAUAAAGGCUAUCGGCAAAUUCUUUUCCAAUAAUAGAAUUACCUGCGACGAUUCAUUAUAAUGAAAUUCUCGAAGAAUUCUUAAUCUGAAAAAGUUUGUUAACUCAAGUUAUGUCAGAAAAAGUGGAAAUUUCAAAAAAAUCACAUCGAUCUUAAUUUGAAGAGUUUGAAUGUGAUUUAUAUCUCAAAUUGAAGAUAAAAAGUUCAAUACCUGCAUAAUAUGUAGAAAUAAUGGGGUAACAUAUAAAAUAUUUGUAGAAAAAAACAUCUAAUAGGAAAAGUUGUUCUUUAAGGUUAUGUAAGAAAAAGCAACAAAUCACCCAGAUCUUGUCUUGAAGAGUUUCGAUGUGAUUUAUAUCUCAAAUUGAAGAUCAUCCAGUACCAUUCCGAUGUGUCCGUUGAACUGUCACGUAGUGAAGAAAAAGCGAAAUCUAAUAAAUUUGAUAUCGCUGAGUUUUCUGCUGUCACUUAGAGUGAUAAUGAUCAAGAUUUUGCAUCAAAUUAAUCAAUCUGUCAGAUACUUGUCUUAGAGGAUUAACGUUUUAUCCCUUUUAUUACAUCUAUAACUGAAAACCCAUAAAGGAAAUGAAAAUCAAAAACUUUAUUAAAUCAGAAAAGGCGUAUUUAUUAUUAAUAAUAAUUGUUUUUAAAUUAUUUACGAUACAAUUGAUUAGAUAAUUGGUUAACAUGGUAUGUAUUGAUAAAGUUGGAGUGGUUUCGCUUAAUCAUCCAAAACAUAUGCUUCAUAAGCAUCUUAUCUCCACUUAAUAAUGCGUCAAUUAUUAUAUAUAUUGUUAGGAGGCCUUCAAAAGUGUUAAAUCAGUCGCAAAUUCCGGUAAAUUAAGUGUUUAUUUUAACUUGUGGUUUCCUUAAUAAUAAUUAAUAUGACUAUGGAUGGGGAUGACGGAGGUGGCCAUGGUGGACAUCACGGAGGCGACCAUGGUGGACAUCACGGUGGGCAUCAUGGUGGCGACCAUGGUGGACAUCACGGAGGCGACCAUGGUGGACACCACGGUGGGCAUCAUGGUGGCGACCAUGGUGGACAUCACGGAGGCGACCAUGGUGGACAUCACGGUGGACACCACGGUGGACAUCAUGAUGGACAUCACGGUGGACAUCAUGUUGGACACCACGAUGGGCAUCAUGAAGGACAUCAUGAUAUUCAUCAUAGACCCCACAUACCACCGUCCUCACGUGUAUAUCCACACCGUCCCAGACCAAGAUCAGAGUGUGUUUGCUGCACGAUUCUUUAAAACAAUGUUAAAACCACCACAAAAAUUUAAAAAGAAAGAUAAAUAAUAAUUGCUUCGUUAAUUCUUCGGCGUCUUCUUAAUAAGUCGUAAUAAAAUUUUUAUUAAAUAGUGCAACAAUUACAAGAGCAACACCCACAGCAGCAAUUAACACCACAUCCGCAACAAUCAUAGCAACCACUGCUGUCUGGUUGUGAAUGAUCUGGAAUUAUUUCAAUCGGUGGGUUGGGAGCUAUUUCCGGUUGUAUCUCAAUGGGGGGUGCCCAAGCUGUUUGAUCUUCGGGAGGCAUGUGCCACGGUGGAGGUGGAUGAUUUCAUGGAUCAUAAGGAGCAGCCGGCCAUCUUCCUUCGGGGUCAUCACCCAUCAUAUUGUUACACCGGGGUUGCACUGGGAUCAUCCAGUACCAUUCCGAUAUGUCCGUUGAACUGUCAUGUAGUGAAGAAAAAGGGAAAUUAAUAAAUUUGAUAUCGCUGAGUUUUCUGCUGUCACUUAGAGUCAUAAUGGUAAGAUUUCAGAGUCUAUAUUAUUAUGUUAAGUUGUUAAUCUGGUUUUCUAAUCAGAUCUUAUCGUCCAAUGAGAUCGUAAUCAUUUGGGAUAUGUCACAAUGUUCUUUUUAGAUCAAGAUUUUGCGUCAAAAUUAAUCAAUCUGUCAGAUACUUAGAGGAUUAACAUUUUAUUCCUUUAUUACAUCUAUAACUGAAAACCCACAAAGGGAACGAAAAUCAAAAACUUUAUUAAAUCAGAAAAGGCGUAUUUAUUAUUAAUAAUAAUUUUUUUAAAAUUAUUUACGAUACAAUUGAUUAGAUAAUUGGUUAACAUGGUAUGUAUUGAUAAAGUUGGAGUGGUUUCGCUUAAUCAUCCAAAACAUAUGAUUCAUAAGCAUGUUAUCUGCACUUAAUAAUGCGUCAAUUGUGGUAUAUAUUGUUAGGAGGCCUUCAAAUGUGAUAAAUCAAUCGCAAAUCCCGGUGAAUUAAGUGUUUAUUUUAACUUGUGGUUUCUUUAAUAAUAAUUAAUAUGACUAUGCAUGGGCAUCAUGGAGGCCACCAUGGUGGACAUCACGGUGGACAUCACGGUGGACAUCAUGGUGGGCAUCACGGUGGGCAUCAUGGAGGACAUCAUGGUAUACAUCAUGGUAUUCAUCACGGUGGACAUCAUGGUAUACAUCAUGGUAUUCACCACGGUAGUACCCAUCACAGAAUACAUCAUGAUAUUCAUCACAGACCCCACAUACCACCACCUAUAUUAUUUCCACACCAUCGCAGACCAAGAUCAGAGUGUGUUUGCUGCACGAUUCUUUAAAACAAUAUUAAAACUACCACAAAAAUUUAAACAGAAUGAUAAAUAAUUGCUUCGUUAAUUCUUCGGCGUCUUCUUUUUAAAAAAUCGUAAUAAAACUUUUAUAAAAUGGUGCAACAAUUGCAAGAGCAACACCCACAGCAGCAAUUAACACCACAUCCGCAACAAUCACAGCAACCACCGCUGUCUGGUUGUGAAUGAUCCGGAACCAUUUCAAUCGGUGGGUUUUGAGCUACUUCGGGUUGCAUCUCAAUGGGGGGUGCCCAAGCUGUUUGAUCUUCGGGAGGCAUGUGCCACGGUGGAGGUGGGUGAUUCCAUGGAUCAUGAGGAGCAGCCGGCCAUCUUCCUUCGGGGUCAUCACCCAUCAUUCACUUUAUUUAAAUUUUGAAUUAAAACGAAACUUUUUUUCACUUUAUGAUGAUUUGAGGCGCACCAUUUGCACGAAGAACGUGGCCCACACUGAAUAAUUUACUUUUAUUUUUAUGGGUGUUUAUAUUUUUUUGGGGAUUUCAUUAUCUAAUUAUUUGUAAAUUUAUCUAAAUCUAUUUUUGGAUUAUCGAAAGAAUCCGGGGAUUUGGAUUUCAAGUGAAAUCUGGGUUGGAAUUUAAAUCAGAUUAUGAAUCAUUUUUGUUAGGUUAUGGAAUUUUUAUUUUAAGAAAUAAAAUCAAAUCAAAGUAA